CCCAUACUAACAGCAGACAAUAGAGAUCUUUAUGGACUAGCAUACGCUCCUUAAUCAACAUCAAAUAUUUCCCUUAUUAAGCCUUCAUCAAACACCUAUUCAAAUUGCCUGUCAUUGUCCAUCUUCAUCCACCAUGAGAUCAACAUCCAUCAUCACUGUUGUCGCCUGGCUCCAGACCGGUCUUCUGGCUUCAGCUGCAACUAUUCCUCAGGGAAGUUUAGACGCACGCGACACUCCCGGUGCAUGCUGGGACACUUGCAACGCCGCUCAACUGGAGCAGAACGCGCGUAAGAAUGAUCCCGCUAUUUGCAAUGCCGGUAGCGCAUACAGAGAUUAUUAUGACGGCUGUGUAGCUUGUGUUCGUGGGAGGGGCGGCGACACCAGCGGAUUCCCCAACCUACGCAAGUGCUAAUCGUGGAGCACAGUCGAUACGUACCGUUGUAUAAGGGAGGACUGGGUUAUAGUACAAGAUUGGACAAGACUUCACGGUACCUAACUAAGGAACUUAUAAUAGUAGAGUGGUAGUUGUGAGAAGCUAAGUGCUUGUAUCCUAAGUAGUGUUUAAUAGCUUCAC
Messenger RNA from Hypoxylon fragiforme, 574 nucleotides. RefSeq lists its product as uncharacterized. The coding region runs from base 134 to 412 and encodes 92 amino acids. The record is from RefSeq and is a predicted model, not a curated record. The transcript is spliced from 2 exons. Lineage: Eukaryota; Fungi; Ascomycota; Sordariomycetes; Xylariales; Hypoxylaceae.